CAUUUCCUCAGCUGUCAUUCGGUUCGUAUCCUUCAGAGCAUCAACAUCAUACGAGAGGUGCUAAGCUUCAGUACUUCCGAAUUUUUUUCAAUCUAGCCGGUUUAUGUGGAAUUAUAAUUGCUCACAAAGAAGCUAGCAUGUUUUAAAGUUUCUUAUUUCACCGAAUGCCAUUUUUUUUAAGUUAUGAGUUGGAAUAAAUCCUGUGCUAAGUCAUCUAGCCUACCUCUUAAUCGCGUUUUUGACAAAUUCUCAGAUAUAAUUUGUCAAGAGUGGAACAACAGUCAUAAUAUGAAAGUUCCAAAUACAAACCCACCGGCCGUCUGGAGCAGAGCUCUUCAUGCUCAAGACAGUGAUACUAUAGAAGCUUUAAAAAGUAAUAUGAACGGAGUUCUAUACUUUUCUGACAAUGAGCCCUCUGAGAGGGUGCUGGCCUGCCAAGCCUUGGUUGAGCGCCUUGAACAAGCUCUUCGAGAGGCCAAGCUUCUUCAUCUACAAUGUGGAGAAGUGCUAUUGCCUCAUGACCUCAUAUGGAGAAUUGCAGACCAGGUCCUAACAGCGUCCGACUACGAGCCUUGUGGCUUAAGAGGAUGCCUUAUAUAUAUUCACAUUCAGGAUGCCAAGAAACUAGAACGAAGGCGAGUAGGCGUAGUCAAAUGUGAUCCUAGUACAGUAGCUACCUUUGAGAUCCACUUGACACUUUUCCAAGACAAUAACAGUUGGUGGAGUCUUAGACAUCUGUUACCUGACAAACUGCUACAGAGCUUGGGAAAGAGGUCCAGUCUUGUGGUUAGCAGUCAUUUCCUAUUGGACAAAAAGAAGCUUUAUAGAUCUUCCAGUCAGUGAAACUUUCUGGUGGACUUUAUCUUCUGAGUUUGUAGUUCAUGUAUUUAAUAGCAGCAUCUCGUUAAUACUUUUGGUCUACGCACCCCCUUGUACUUUGAGUAGGCCUCUUUACUUGUGAAAUAUAUUUUUGUGGGGAGCAUCUUUUUAGAAUUAAAAAUGCACCUUAGUAGAUGACCAGUUUUAUUGCAGGCUGUCUUGUGACCAAUUUGUAUUUUAAGCCUGUGCUUUUUGAACAGUGUCUGUAGGAUUUAAAAUCUCUUGCGUAAGUGUUGUAUCUGUACUCUAAAAACUGGUCUCUAAAAACGUCAAUGUUCCCUGGGGAAACAAAAACCACCAAAUUAAAAAAAAAAAAAAAUCUGUCAACUUACAGAGAAACCCACCAAAACCAUCAUCUUUCUGAUAUUCUUCAGACAUACUCAGUGAAUUAAUCUUUUUAUUGUGAUCUGCUUAAAUGUGAAUUUUCUUGAGGCAGGUGAUAACCCCCCUCUAAAGUAGAAUGUUUAACGGGUUAAAAUUUAAACUCCUGCCGCUAGUGUUUUGAUCGGCAGGGGGUGUGCGUUAGGCAGUUCGAGCUAAGGCUGCGUACAAUUGAUGCUUAGUACCUGUGGUAGCUGCUGGAUGGCACCACUGUACAUUACAUUUAUUAACUGUCUGUGAUAGGUGAACUUUCUUUUAUGUGGUCUGGACAUUAAAGCAUUGUCCUUUUUUAUUUUUCUGUCUCAACUUUUCCCUGGGCAUACAAGUUAACAAAAUCUCUAGAGCUUGAUGUUAAAGUGGUCUAUGCAUUAAUUGUAAUAUUUCUACAGUAUUUGCAUAGUAAGUGGCAUGAUUUUGUUUAAUGAAGAAUAAAAAGUUUUCUUGUGGUUUCACAUGUGCCAUCAUACAAAUUUUUUGUAAAAGUUACCUUUUUUUUUUAGUUUUUUUUAUUGUCAAGCUCUAAUAAAGUUUUUUUUCACUGUUCCGCCAAGCCACAAGUGAUAACUGUAACGCACAAUUUAAGCUUAUUGGGUUUGUUAAGUUGUGACUAGUGGGAAAAGUUGAGAUGUUUAUUUUCUUCUUUCCUGGCAUGAAAUAUCUUAGAAACUAAGGAAGAAUAUUUAAAUAUUAAGUAUAGAAUUAUGCUCAUAACUGUUUAAAAUAAUAAAAGUAAUCAAUAGUUAGAGAAUUAACUUGAAUAAUUUUAUUCUUAUAGAUAAUUUAAUUAAAAAAAUAACUUUCUAAACUUGUUUUAUUUCUAAUAUUUGUUACUUUAUAAAUUUGACUAAUAAUUUAUUGUGAUUUUGCUCUUUCAUUAGAAUUUUUUAAAUAAAAUUCUAUAUUGUUUGUAAUAUUCUUCCUUAGAAAUAUUCUUGUGGACAUUUCAAGAAUUCUGAAUUUUGGUCUUGCAGCACAUUUAAUAAUGUGGCAAUAAAGCAUUUUGCUGUUAUUUAAAAAUAGACAAACCCGACUUAUUUCAUGUAAAUGUCUUUUUUUUUUCAUAACUAAUAUACUUAAAUUCAUGUGAAAAAUGGGGCCAUGCUCCUUAAUGAUGAUGUAAUUUGCAAACUCCUUCACUAUUAGAGUUUUAAAAUAAAACGUGAUUUAAGCUACUGUGAAUCCUUUUUAAAUACAAAAAAAAUGUGAUAAAAUUUUAUCAUUAGAAUGUUUAAUUGAGUAUUUUCAUUGUUAAGUGUAAAUUGAAUGCAAGUUUGAAUUGUGUGGAAUCCAAAAGAGUGCAUGUCUUUAUUUCUGUAGAAAUGAUGUAUUCCUGUUUAAGUGUACGAGAGUACAGUCAUCCCUGCCUCUCUGGAACUUAAAAUUUUGUGUAUCCUCAAGCAUAUUUUCAUUCUAUUAAUAAAUAAUAUAAAAAAUAUAAUUUUUGCAUUUUUUUCAUCUUAAAUUUUUUUAUCUGUUAAAAAGUAUAAUUUUAUACAUUUAAAAUUAUAUUUGAUAUUUGUAUAAAUUGUACUUGAGUAACGAAAUAUGGAAGUAUAAUUAUUAAUAUUUUGUAAGGUAGUUUCCAAAUUCUAUUGGUGGAAUAUUUUUAAUAUACACCAAUUUAAUGACAAAUUAAUUUUUUCAUAAUUUCAAUUUAAUUUUUAAUGUUUUUCAUAAUGGCAGUUUUUACAAAUUCAUCAAAAAGUUUGUCCCUAUUAUAAUCUAUAUGCUUGUGGAGAGUAUGGAAUAAAAAUUUUGGAGCAAUUGUUCAUUAACACCUAGUACAUUUCUUGUUGUUUCUGUACCUCUUAAUUUUGUAUUGUAUUGGUAACAUAACACAUCUAGUUUAUAGUAUGCACAUGUUUGAAAAAAAAAAUGAAAAAAGGGGGAAAAAAUACCUAACUUCAUUUCUAUGUCUUCAUUUGUAAAUCAAGGGUUAAUGCUUUUACCCUGUGUGAAUCUUGCAAGUGUAAAUGUUCAUCCUUUUUUUUUUUUUUUUUUUUUUUGUUAUUCAUAUAUCCAGGCACUCCUGCGAUUUUUAGUCCAAACAGUGGCAUUUUGAAGUGUUUUCUUUCCUGUGAUUUUUGAUCGUAAACAUGCUUUCCUAGAUAAAAAGCUAAACAAUAUUUUGUGAAACAGAAUGUUCUGUCAUAAAACAAAAAAUCUGCUUUUUCAAGGUAAUUUUUCUAUCUUAAAAAAUAUACUAGUCAAUAUGAUCUCUUUAUUUUUAAUAUCAUUAUCAAUGAUAUUCAAUUUUUUUUCAAGAUAUUCACUGUGGUUCGGCUUGCCUGAUAUAAAUUUAACUUGGCUGCAACUGUCUUUCCUGCCUGAAAUUUUCCAACUAUUUAAUCUUGAAUGAAUUAUUUUGUAAUGUCAGUGCACAAGUAAUACAUCUGUAUAUCAUUCCUGUAAGCUCUGUUUUUCAGUUAUUGAAUCAUACUAGGUUAGACAAGAAAUCUGAGGUUGUAUUACUCAAAUGUGUAGAUUUUUUUCAGGUAUUAAGCUAUUCUGUAGUAGGUUUAGUAGUAAUAAUCCAAUCUUUUGAAACCAAAGCUCUGAUUGUUGCAUGUGUAUUUACGAGGUGUUCAGGAAAUACAUAAUUGUGUAUUUUUGUUCUGUUGGCUAAAUGCUUGGAAAAUUUGUGCUUGUAUGUGUUACUGGAUGAACAACUUUUUGUAUGUGUUUUAUAUUUUAUAAGAAAAAAAAUAAAUUUAUUUGAAAAGAA
Messenger RNA from Argiope bruennichi, 3985 nucleotides. Its product is annotated as DNA damage-inducible transcript 4-like protein. Gene Ontology annotation, biological process: negative regulation of signal transduction; apoptotic process; regulation of TOR signaling. NCBI's taxonomy places the organism in Eukaryota, Metazoa, Arthropoda, Arachnida, Araneae, Araneidae. Bases 184 to 843 code for a protein of 219 amino acids. Gene Ontology annotation, cellular component: cytoplasm. The record is from RefSeq and is a predicted model, not a curated record. The transcript has 3 exons.